Thrips palmi is the source of this 533-nucleotide messenger RNA. RefSeq names its product 60S acidic ribosomal protein P1 (gene RpLP1). The transcript is spliced from 3 exons. Gene Ontology annotation, cellular component: cytosolic large ribosomal subunit; ribosome. The record is from RefSeq and is a predicted model, not a curated record. NCBI's taxonomy places the organism in Eukaryota, Metazoa, Arthropoda, Insecta, Thysanoptera, Thripidae. Gene Ontology annotation, molecular function: structural constituent of ribosome; ribonucleoprotein complex binding; protein kinase activator activity. Gene Ontology annotation, biological process: cytoplasmic translation; translational elongation. The coding region runs from base 129 to 470 and encodes 113 amino acids.
UCAUCUUCCUUCUUCUUUCCGUUUGGAAUCAGUUGCACCGUGCUUGUUCUCUCCGGAGCUAAGGCCGUAUCGGCGACUUGCACAAAUUUUAUUAGGCAUCCAUCCUAAUAUUUCCACAAAACUCAACCAUGAGCACCGGGUCUGAAUUGGCGUGCGUUUAUUCCGCCCUGAUUUUGGCUGACGACGAUGUCGCAGUCACGGGUGAGAAGAUCCAGACCAUCCUCAAGGCUGCGUCUGUUGAUGUAGACCCCUACUGGCCUGGUCUCUUCGCCAAGGCCCUGGAGGGUAUCAACAUCAAGGACCUCAUCACCAACGUCGGUGCUGGUGUUGGUGCUGCUCCCGCUGGUGGCGCUGCCCCCGCCGCAGCUGCCGCCGGAGGUGCUCCUGAGGAAAAGAAAAAGGAGGAGAAGAAGAAGGUCGAAAGCGACCCUGAGACUGACGAUGACAUGGGCUUCGGUCUCUUCGACUAGACUUCAUUCCUGUUUUCUAUACAUGUACAGUUUUAUGUGCAAUUAAACUUAUAAAAACAUCAA